CACGUGCCGCUGGCUCACGUGACCGGAACUGCUACCGGGGGGGGGGAGUGGCGGCGUGGUGGCUGCUCAACAUCAACAACAGCAACAACAACAACAGCAGCAACAACAACAACAACAGCAGCAGCAACAACAGCAACAACAACAUCAGCAGCGACAACAGCGGCAGCCGGUCGCGACGACAGCGCAGCAGAAGCAGCAGCAGUUGCGAGAGGGGGUGGAGGAGUCAAUGGAGGCCACCAAAGAGAUGAAGAGGGAGGAGGAGGAAGAGGAGGAGGCCUUCUACCUGGAGCUGGGGCCCAACCCGGUCCGCUUUGAGGAGAUCUCCACCAUCAACAACGUCUUCUUUGACGAGGCCAACAAACAGGUGUUCGCCGUGCGUGCCAGCGGAGCCAUUGGUGUGGUGGUGCGAGGCCUCGAUGAGAAAAUUACCAUCAACUUCCGACUUGAGGACAAAGGGGAGAUUAAGUCCAUCAAGUUUUCUGUUGGGAACAAAAUUCUGGCAGUGCAGAGGACGCCCAAAUCUGUGGAGUUCAUUAACUUCAUCCCGGACCUGAGUAGUUCCGAGUAUUCGCAGGAAUGCAAGACGAGGAACGCCAAGGUGACAGGAUUUUGCUGGACCAGCGCCUACGAGAUCGUCUUUGUCACCGACUUUAGCCUCGAGUUUUACCAGGUCCUCCCAGAGAAACGCUCGCUCAAGCUGCUCAAGAGCCAGAGCCUCAACGUGAACUGGUUCGUGUACUGCCCAGACAGCAGCGUGGUGCUGGCCUCCACCACCGUGCUGGGCAACGUCAUCCAACCCUACCACUUCAAGCCGGGUUCCAUGACGAAGCUGAGCAAGUUCGAGGUGGAGGUGCCGCUGGUGCCCAAGCCCGCCAAGCUGUGCCUGCAAGAGCGAGACAUCUCCAUGGCCUCCAUAUACGGGCAGCUGUUUGUGGCCGUGCUGCGACACACGGUGCGCACGACGGCGCAGCCCGGCGCCGAGGUGCUACUCUACCACCUGCCCAAGGACGGGCCGUGCCGCAAGCAGCACGUGCUGAAGCUCAACACGACGGGGCGCUUCGCGGUCAACGUGGUGGACAACCUCUUCAUCGUCCACCACCAGACCUCCAAGACGUCCUUGGUUUUCGACAUCCGGAUGGGGAAGGAGUUUGACGGCCACGUCAACAUUCACUACCCGGUGCUGCCGCCGGCAUCCAUCCGCCCCUAUGCCCUGCAGAGUCGCGCCGGUCCCACGGCAGCACUGGCGCCCGCACCGAUCCCGUUUGAGCUGUACUCUUCCAGCUGGAUUGUGUUCCAGCCCAACAUCAUCAUUGACGCCAAACUCGGCUGCCUGUGCACACUGCAGCUGUGCCUGGAGCCCGUGCUCGACGCGUUCUCCGACCGCUCGCGUCUCAUGGAGUUCCUGCUGCAGCGGCGCGAGUGCCGCUCCGUCAUGCUCACCGUGUGCCGCCAGUUGCUGUACGCGGCGCGGCAGGAGAGUCUGCCCACGGUGGCCGCCGUGUUUGACAAACUCAACCAGGUUUACCACGAAUGGCUCAGCACAGAGCUCGCCUACCAGCAGGCUUUGGAGUCUGGCCAGUACAAAGGCUCCUCUCAACUGAGCCGGCACCAGCAGAAGCAGUCGGUGAUCGACCAGUCCACCAUGUACACGCACGUGCUGUCAGCCUUCACCGAGAAGCGGGAAAUCUCGUACAAGUUCAUCGUCGCGGUGCUCAUGGAGUACAUCCGCUCACUCAACCAAGCGCAGAUAACCGUGCAGCACUACCUGUACGAGCUCGUGAUCAACACGCUGGUGCAGAACAACCGCUUCUACCAGCUGCACCAGCUGCUGCAGUACCACGUGCUCAGCGACUCGAAGCCGCUGGCCUGCCUAAUGCUCUCCUUGGAGAGCAUCUAUCCACCCGCUCAUCAGCUGGCCUUGGACAUGCUCAAGCGGCUGGGAACUGCGAACGACGAGAUCGUCGAGGUGCUGCUGUCGAGGCAGCAGGUGCUGGGCGCCGUGCGCUUUGUGCGCGCCGCGGGCAGCCAGGACGGCGCGUCGGCGCGCAAGUUCCUGGAGGCGGCGCGCGCGACGGAGGACGGCGCGCUCUUCUUCACCGUCUUCCGCUUCUUCCAGCAGCGCAACGCUCGCCUGCGCGGCAACCCUCGCUUCAGCCCCGGCGAACACUGCGAGGAGUACGUGCAGCAUUUCGUGGAGCUGUUCGGCAACGAAGCAUUGGCCCUGUGCACGUGAAGUCCCCUCCCAUCCCUCCAUCUGAACCCCCCCUCCCAGACUCCUGCAGACAGUGUUCUCAAAGUGUCAUGAUGUUCAAAUCAGCAGUAACCUGCUGCUGUAGAUUGUGUCGGUAAACAAGAGGUGGCGGAAAGUUUCGGAUGGUCCACAAUUGCAGUGGCAGAGCUGCUGAACCAGCACCGAUGAGAUCCUGGGCUCAGGCCCCAGUGGUUUGGUGUCUUUGCGCUCUCUCACAAGAGCUUCAUAGUGGUCAUGUCGGAGACACAGCCAGAACCACCGAGAGCUUGGUUACGAAUAUGGGUUUUAGCAGCUCAACUGCGGGUGAAACCAGGUUCUCGGGUGUCACGCAUUUGAUGUCUCAGCCAAGUGACCAACAGUUGUACAAAAUGUAAUUUUAAAUACAAUUAUAAUAAGUUCUUUCUCUAAAAGCCACGACCCAAGAGCAUCUCCUGUAGAUCUUCUUGGUUCUUUCGGUAAAGUCACGUAGAAGGGAGAUAAUAAAAUAAUAGAAAUAAAACAUAAUAUUUAUGAUUUUAUUAUGUUUUAUUUUUAUUAUUUUAUUAUCUCCCUUCUACGUGACUUUACUGAAAGAACCAAAAAGAUGAAUCCCUGCAGUCACGAAAGCUUUAAAUCGAAAUCUCCCUUAGAUGUUUACUGAGAUAAGAGCUCUUGUAGAUAUGUACCGAGAUAAGUCGUUGCUUUUUUUUAGUUUCAUUGCCCCCUUGAUUCAGCCGCUCUACCAAGGCCCAGGACUGAACUGUGUUGAUUUUUUUUGUGGUUGACUGACAGGCGGGGGAACCCGCCCACUGUGCAGUGCGGAUGAAGCACCGUCCGAGCGUUGGGUGGGAGAGGCCUUUUGAAGGCCAGACACCUCCGAGUAGCGCUCAGACCUUUGUCGGUUUGCGAAAUCAUGCGCGCUGCAAGUUAUUAUUAUUAUGGAAGUGUGGUUUAGUCUUUCGGGACAAGUUCCCUGACCCACUGACCUGACGAUCCUCUGCCAGUCCAGAGGUCUGCUGCUACCGUAACUUAAUGGAGCAAAUAACGUAAAGUUUGAUUGAGUUGUCUACGAGACAUUUAAAAAAAUAAAUUAUUGCCAUUUAUUUGCGAGACGUGCAAUAUUGUACGAAAAAAACGAGCGUCACGAACGCUCGCUAAUGUGCAACGGUGACGUAAUAAAAUGCGGCGAGGGUGCACAGUUCGGAUUGCUCAAAUUUUGUACGCUUUUGAAUUUUAACGCAAAUAAAAAAUUGGCGUAGCCA
Molecule: messenger RNA, 3492 nt
Organism: Lethenteron reissneri (Far Eastern brook lamprey)
Lineage: Eukaryota; Metazoa; Chordata; Hyperoartia; Petromyzontiformes; Petromyzontidae
Gene: RMC1
Product: regulator of MON1-CCZ1
Biological process (GO): regulation of autophagy
Cellular component (GO): late endosome membrane; Mon1-Ccz1 complex; lysosomal membrane
Source: RefSeq, a predicted model, not a curated record